This is a messenger RNA of Sinocyclocheilus rhinocerous, 577 nucleotides long. Its product is annotated as anaphase-promoting complex subunit 13. Gene Ontology annotation, biological process: protein K11-linked ubiquitination. Bases 259 to 483 code for a protein of 74 amino acids. Gene Ontology annotation, cellular component: anaphase-promoting complex. The record is from RefSeq and is a predicted model, not a curated record. The transcript has 3 exons. Lineage: Eukaryota; Metazoa; Chordata; Actinopteri; Cypriniformes; Cyprinidae.
ACGAAAAGGUCCGUUCACAAACUGUACUUCGCAAUAUGACGUUACAGAUGAAUCAGGGUCAAUUAAAGAAACAUUGCAAUUACUCAGUUUCAUUAAUCCAGGUACAUCAGGCUGACUAUGUUGUAUUCAGAAAUAUAGCUGACACGAUAUGUAGGAGUUUUAUUGCAGAAAAGGUUCUAAGAGCAGAUGUCGUCAUCAGAGAGCGACAUAACAACAAACGGCAGCGCUGGGUAGAAGGCUGCACGGCAAAGUCUGAUCAUGGACAGUGAAGUUCAGAGAGAUGGAAGAGUUCUCGAUCUCACAGAUGAUGCCUGGAGAGAAGACAGACUGCCAUAUGAGGAUGUCACAAUCCCACUGAGUGAACUUCCAGAAUCAGAACAAGACAACGGCGGAUCGACUGAGUCAGUCAAAGAGCAAGAGAUGAAGUGGUCAGAUCUCGCCCUGCAGAGUUUGCAUGAAAACACCCCAAACGUUGGCACUUAGAUGGGAAGAUGCUCUGUCCUCCCCAGCCAUGUAUUAUGAUGGAAAGAACUCGACUCAUUUCUGAACUACAACCUCAAAUAAUUGUGCCGCUGUG